AUGGGAGGGAGAGGAAGAGGAAGCAGGUCACGAACUCAAAGAAAGCACUUUCGUGAUGGCAGAGAGAAUGUUUGGAAACGCCCUAAAUCUGACAGUGCCUCUUCCAAUCCCAACAGCAACAACAACUCUGAGAAUAAGACUCAUUGGCAACCUUUUGCAACUCAAAACCCGGCCUUUGAUGAAUACUACAAGGAGCAAGGGAUAGUGGCAGCUGAAGAAUGGGAUACCUUUGUGGAAGUUCUUAGAACACCCUUGCCUGCUGCUUUUCGAAUCAAUUCAAGACUAGCUAGGGCAGGGAUUGGAGGAAGACAAGGAAACUGGGAGGUGGGAAGUAAGGUCGACUGUUGUUUGACAAAAUAUGGUCCUAGGAAGAAUGAAAUGGAGGGAAAUGAUACUUGUGGUUGUAAGUAUGGGGAAAGUAGCCAAUUUUGUGAAGAUAUCAAAUCACAGCUUGAGAAUGACUUUAUGCAUUCUCUCAAAGCAGAGAACACUGAUGGUGGUGAAGUGGAGGCUAUCAGACCUUUGCCUUGGUACCCUAAUAAUCUUGCUUGGCAUUCAAAUUACUCCCGGAUGCAGCUAAGGAAGAACCAAACCCUUGAGAGGUUCCAUGAGUUCUUAAAGCUAGAAAAUGAAAUUGGAAACAUAACCAGACAGGAGGCUGUCAGCAUGGUACCGCCACUCUUCCUUGAUGUAUGUCCAGAUCAUUUUGUACUUGAUAUGUGUGCUGCACCAGGUUCAAAAACAUUCCAGUUGCUGGAGAUUAUAUACCAAUCAACAAAGCCAGGAUCACUUCCUGAUGGAAUGGUUCUAGCAAAUGAUCUGGAUGUCCAGAGAUGUAAUCUUCUCAUCCACCAAACAAAAAGAAUGUGCACUGCCAACUUGUUAGUCUCAAAUAAUGAAGCCCAACACUUCCCUGGGUGCCGUUCAGACAAAAAUGGCUCUAAAGCUUCUGAAAUGGAAUUCGAGCCCCAGAUCAGUCAGCUUCUCUUUGAUCGAGUGUUAUGUGAUGUUCCCUGUAGUGGAGAUGGUACCCUCCGCAAGGCUCCAGAUAUGUGGAGGAAAUGGAAUACAGGAAUGGGCAAUGGGCUCCAUAGUCUACAAAUUCAGAUAGCGAUGCGAGGCAUAUCAUUGCUUAAAGUUGGUGGAAGAAUGGUGUACUCAACUUGCUCAAUGAAUCCAGUUGAGAAUGAGGCUGUGGUUGCUGAGAUUCUACGGAAAUGUGGAGGGUCCGUUGAACUUGUUGACGUCUCCACUGAACUUCCUCAACUUGUCCGUCGGCCUGGUGUCAGAAAAUGGAAGGUACGUGACAAAGAUCUCUGGUUAGCUUCCCACAAAGAUGUCUCCAAAUUCCACAGAUACCAUAUACUUCCCAGCAUGUUUCCUUCGGGCAAAAGCUACAUUGCCCCAGCCAACAAGGACCUUGAGCACGAGAAUGGUAAAAGUGCGAUUUUUGAAGCUGGGCUGCAGCCAAUGGAGGAUACUUCUACCGAAGAUUUGAUCGAGGAAGUUUCUGAUCUCCCCUGGAACGUUGAGAAACCCAGUAAGAAAAAGAAUUGGUUAAAGAAGAAUCCUGAACUGCAAGAAAAAAUAUCAGAUCAGAUUACUGAAGAUAACAAUGGGUUGGAGCCAGAUUCCGGAGAUGCUGCAGUAGAAAAAAUUUCUGAAUCAGCCUCAGAGGCAGAUUUAAUUGUUAAUGAGCCAGAUGAAGCUGCUAUGGAACCUGAUCCUUCCAAUACAUCUGACCAAAAUGAUUCAGAGGAAGCCCAAACACUGGUUAAUGGGGAAACUGACUCUGGGAAGGCUGUAGGGAAGAGAAAGUUGCAAAUUCAAGGCAAAUGGAAAGGGGUUGACCCUGUUCUUUUCUUUAAAGAUGAAGCUAUUAUCAAUAGCAUAAAGAUGUUCUAUGGGAUCGAUGAGUCAUUUCCUUUUGAUGGUCACUUAAUCUCAAGAAAUAGUGAUAAGAACCAUGUGAAGAGAAUUUACUAUGUCUCAAAAUCAGUUAAGGAUGUUCUUGGGUUGAAUUUCUGUGUUGGCCAGCAACUUAAGAUAGCUUCAAUCGGCCUGAAGAUGUUUGAGCGACAAACUUCAAGAGAAGGUACCUCUGCCCCAUGUUCAUUCAGGAUAUCAUCUGAAGGAUUGCCAGUGAUUCUUCCACACAUCACCAAACAGAUCCUAUAUGCAUCCCCAGUAGAUUUCAAGCAUCUUUUGCAGUAUAAAGCAAUAAAAUUUGCCGACUUUGUUGAUGCUGAGUUUGGUGAGAAGGCAUCAAAGCUAAUGAUGGGUUGCUGCGUAAUAGUCAUGCGAGACAGCAAAGCCAUGUCAGAUCCUAUCAAGGUGGAUGCUUCAACAAUAGCUAUAGGCUGCUGGAAGGGUAGAUCUAAUCUGGGCGUGAUGGUUACAGCAAUUGACUGCCAAGAAUUGCUAGAAAGGCUUUCAGUUCGCAUGGAUGCCGAAAAAGGCGCUUCAGUGCAAGAAAGCAAUGUCAAUGCUGAUGAAGUGCAGCUUAAUGGAGCUAGCAAGGUUGAGGAAUCUGAAAUUACUGAACUUGUUGCAGAUGCUUGA
Dovyalis caffra is the source of this 2562-nucleotide messenger RNA. The record is from the annotation of a GenBank genome assembly. Lineage: Eukaryota; Viridiplantae; Streptophyta; Magnoliopsida; Malpighiales; Salicaceae.